AUGACUGUGCCACAAUCGUCUUGUUUGUGUCUAUCCGAUUCCCCUUCAGAGUGGCUAAAUAAGCUGUUAUAUCGUGAUAGUCUCCACAGGGAUUUGACCUCCACCCUGGAGUUGGAAAAAUGUAAAGUUUGUUUCAGCGGCACUCGGGAACUUGAUUAUCCAGUCCUGAAUGAUGGCCUCAGUUAUGAGAUUGAGGCGACUAAAUCAUUUCCUCUACCCCCUGAUUUAAUUGAAAAGUUCUCAAGUAUGCAAACGAACUGCUUGAUGGGAGUUUUCACCUUGUGUGACAAAGUGUGGGUCACAAUAGACAAUGAAAUAUUCAUGUGGAACUUCGAGGAUGGAGAGGAUUUAGCCUAUUACGAUGGGGUAAACGACACUAUUAUAUCUGUGUCGCUAAUCGUGCCCUCAGCUGGUACACUACCAGAGCAUAUUAGAUUCUUAUUAUGUCUAGCAACUCCUUCAGAAAUCUGGCUUCUCGGUAUGAUGUACUCAAAUACGAACAGUAAUCAUACACUCAGAAUGCAGUCUUCCUGUCCUAUUCUGGAAGUAAUGCCAGAUCCUCUCUAUUGCUUACCGACUGAAAAUAAUUACAUUUCUUGCAUUGAAAGUACACCGAACGGCAGGAUAUUUCUUGGGACUCGUGAAGGAUUUCUCUUGGAAAUGACUUAUAGUUCAAUACCCAACUGGGAUGGUGAUUCCUUACAACCACCCAUUGGUAAAACUGGACAUUGUACGCUUGUGAAUCAUUCCGUGUCUGCAUUCAGCUUGUUGUUGCCUUCAAUAAUAACUUCUAGAUUUCAUAAUGGCGAUUCAAUCACACAGUUGACUGUAGAUACCUCGCGACAUCUACUUUAUUCUCGUACUGAGGAUUCCCAUUUAAUGGUUUAUGAAUUUUCCGACAAAAUUUCUGGUUCUUUUUCACGUUUAUCUUCAUUAUCUGCAUCAGAUCUGGCUUAUCAAGCGUCUUGUAUAGUACGUUCUGUAGACAAAAAUCAAUUCCGAAAUAUAGUUUCUAUUAUACCAUUAACAACUGGUCUAUGCUAUUUGUUGGCUAUUACAAAAACUGGUAUUCGUUUGUAUUUCGGAGAGAAUCUACGCUUAAUGCAUAUAAGGCUGCCUCCUUCCUCACCAUAUGACACUAUCGGUUUAAGUGAUGUAAAGCUGGCAGUGGAAACUCGUGGUACAGUGAUUAUGGUGUCUGCUUUACCACAAAAUGUACCAUCUACCACUAGCACAUUGGGUGGACUUGGUUCUCGAUAUACAACAACAACACGCUCUGCUGCUACACUAAACCAGUCCAGUUUAAAUAUGAGUUUAGGACAGUUUUUCACAACGGAUCUUGACAAUAGUAGUAGUAGUUACAAGGCGGCAGCGGUACUUAAUCAGUCUGAUGAUAAUUUAAAUGCCUUUACAAAACAAAUGCCACCACACGUUAUCUAUACAAUCAGUCCGGAUUUGUACCCUUGGACACUGAACUUAACGGAGAGUUUUACGACUAGUUGGUGUGUUGAUGGUGGUGCAUGGGCGUUAACAGUUUUACCGGAUAAUCAAUCAUUUGGAGAUUCUAUGGGAAAUGAUUUAAGUGGAUAUUUAGCAAUAGAAAAAAGGAUUUCAAGUUGCUCAGAGUCUUCACAAUCAGAGAAACGUCAAUCAUUACGUCGUGGCGAACCUCCAGUUGUGUUGACACAGAUUUUAGAUCCACCAUUUCGACGUUUAUUAUUAAUAUCUGCUCAAGGUGUCGUACAUUUUCGUCUGGCUAACCCAUUAACUCGAUUAAGAGAAUAUUUAUCUCGUGAAUUCUCUAAUACUUCUUCAUUGUUACCAGGAUAUGGUGAUCCUCAGUUAUCUGAUAUGAUUCCUAAUUUUCCAAGUUAUUUAGAGAAUGAUUUAAAGUUAGGCGUGGAAGGUAGCGGUAGUUAUCUAGCCGCAUUUUUACAUCAAUUCAGUCCAGAUGAAGCUAUUUGCGCUGCAUUAGCAAUAGGCGCCUCUACUACAGUCUCAGGUGGAUUAAGCAAAAAUCUUCAACUUGUUGCGGAACAAACUGCGUUAUAUUUUGCUGCUAAAGCCAGUCAAUAUUGGACUCCAGCAAUAAUUCGAACACGCGCUCCUAAUCUAUCUUACAUCCAAUCUCGUCAACAAUUAUCUUCAUCUACUACUACUACUACUGCUCGUGGUACAGAAGAUAGGUCAAUCAAUGGUGCGCUUCAUCUAUUCAGUGGAAUUUGUUUGUUCUUAGCACGGAUUGCACGUUCAUUUUGGAGAUAUUCCAUGUUUUAUGAUGCAACUAGUAUAUGUUCUAAGUGUAAUGUUAAAUCAAUGUCCAGAAUAAAAAAUACUACUACUAAUAGUAGUAAUGGAGGAUUAAGAUCAUGGGUUCGUAGCCUAAUUUAUACUUUAUCAACUGUCUCAACAUUUGGCGGUGGAAAAUCGAACACAUCAUCAGUUGAACAAAUUAUAAUUUCCCGUUUGGAAACAUCUGAAAUUUCAUGGUUACGUAAUCAAAUCAUCUAUUUACAACAAUUAAUUCAACGUCAAUUAAAUAUUCGUGGUGGUUGGUUUCGACUGUCAACAUCGCAUCAUUCCAUUGGAAAUGUCAAUGGUAAUAUUCAUUUAGAGUCUACACUAUCAGAUAAUCCUACUAGUUUAAAUACUGAAGAGCAUAUGGAUGAAGUGGCACUUCAAAGAUUAGCUGAAGAAUUACAUCAUUUAUUGUCUAUGAUUUCAGAGAUAUUAGGGUUUUGGGAGAUAUUAAGUGAACAUGUAGUUCACAAGAUUAUGAAACGACUGUCUAGUGAACAUCGAGAUUUAGCGCUUAAAUUAACUAUUGAAGCUUAUAUAUCAAGUUUGUUAAACAUUCCAUGCAUUGGAUCAGUUAUGAGCAACGUACAAACUUCAUUAAUUGGAGAUAGUCGGAUAAGUAGAAGUCCAAUAUCAUCCACUGCUGGUAACGUAGGCAUUGCCAGUCCAAACACUACUAAUACUACUACUGGUAGUAGUGUUGGCUUCAAUCCAACAUCAAAUCAUACUGGUACUGAAGUUAUGGGUGCAUUAAUUACCGCCCUAAUUGAAUAUUAUCUUGUGGAGGCAAGUGAAGAGUUAGAAGAAGAAAGUCGUAAUAUUGUCAAUGCUACCAUUACUACAAAUAAUCUAACUGUGGAAACUAUCACAUCACGUCUUCAAUCCACUUGUCCUAGUUUAUUUGCAAAUGAAGAUGCUAUGUGCGCUAAAGCUAGCGAAUGCUUAAUCCAAGCAUCUAUAAUUCGAACAAAUCUUUUAUCAUCAAUAAACAAUGGAGAAAGUUUGAAUGAUAUUCAAUAUGAGACUAGUCUUUCUGACAAGACACAUAUAGAUCAAUUGAUUUCCGAAGCAAUAUUAUUAUAUAGUGAAGCUGGACCUAGUAUUAAUUUAGACAAUGCAGUGCAUCGAUUAGAAAGUUGUGGUGCAUGGCGUGGUGCAGUGAAACUAUGCUUAUCUGUUGCACGUUCACGUGAUCCAUCCGAUAUAGCUGUGGAUUGUUUAAAACGAGGUCGUCGUCCGUCUUCUGAUCCAGUGAUUGAUUUUGAUCACAGAUUUACCAAUCGAUCUAAAUUGAAUCGAAUUUAUGCUGUUUCGGAAUUAGCAGCCACAGAAGGCAGAUAUGAUGCAUAUCGUCGUAUGACUAUUUGUUUAGAUCAUUUACUUCAUGCAGCUCAAAUUAAAUCUGAUGCAACUUAUCUUAUUGAACCAAUAUCUACUACUACCACUAAUAAUACUGAUAUUAUCAAUGAAGAAUAUCAAUCUAAUCUUAAUGAAUUAUCUAAUUCAUUAUUUAUUCUAAAUGAAUUAAAUGAUUUAUCACCAUCAUCAUCACCACAAUUGGCACGAUCUAUUUUACAAAUUAUUUUAAUGGAUAUUAAUAAAUCAGAUGAUAUAUUGGCACAUUUUGAAGUUUUUAAUUGGUUAUUAUCAAAUGGUCUUACUGAUACGGUAAUGUUAUUAAAUUCAGCGCAUUUUGAAGCGUAUCUACGUUCAAGACUACGUCAAACACCAGAUGAUGCUAAUUUACGUUGUCUUUUAUGGCGUUUACUGGAACGUCGUGGUGCACGUUUAGAAGCAGCUCAAGUAUUGGAACAUUUAGCUGUUACACCAUGUCAUCAAUUAACUUUAGAAGAUAGAUUAGAUUUUGCUGCACGUGCUAUUGUCGCUGUCAAAGCACUUCCAGCUUCUCAACAAGAUUUAGACUAUUUAAGAGAUCUUGAAGUUCGCUUAGAACUAGCACAGUUACAACAAAUGUUAACAAAUGAAUUAAAACAAUUAAAGAAACAGUUAAGCUAUCAACCGAAACAACGACAUCAAACUAAACAGACACCAGGAUCACCAUCAUCAUCACCAUCAACAAUAACACGUGGCGGUGGUCAUAUCUCACUUAUGUCAACAACAUUAAAUGAUGAUAUUGACGAGGCGUUGGGACAGUUAAUCCAUGGACCAUUGUUAAGUGUCACUGAAAUGUUUGCCAAUUAUGCUGAUCGAUUUGGUUUACAUGAAUCGAAAUUGUUUUUAUUAUGGGCUAGUGGUUCACAGGAUUCCGCGUUAAUCAAAGCAAUCUGGCGUGAUCUUCUACGUAAAAUACUUACUCAAUCAUCGGUUGAUACUGCUACUCAAAGUCCAUUGAAACGUUCACCUUCAAUGUUCACUCCAUAUUCUAAACCACAAGAUGUUAAAACAAAAAAUCGUUCUUCUACACUACAAUUAAUUGAAUUAACACUACAAGAUUGUUUAUCACGUUUUGGUAGUCGUUUUUUGGAUGAUCCAAGCACAAAUCAUUUAAAAUGUUCCAUUUAUUUCCCUUUAACUGAUAUAAUUUCCACACUUGAAUAUUAUGCUAUACAACAUUCAUUAAAUCCAACAUGGGUACCAACUAUUCUACGUGAUUCACAUUUAUUAUGUAUUGCUAAUAUAUCUGAUGCAUAUAAUGAAUUAAUUCAUUCCAAAGAUUCAUUAUGGCGUCGUGAUGAAUUACAAGAACGUUUAUUUAUUGCAUUCAUAACAAUUAUUGAAGAUUUUCUAAUGAAUAAUACAUCGAUUCAAUUAACAAUACGUCAACGUAUGUUACAAACUGAUCGUAUAUUAAAUCAAAUUACUGGUUUAUUAGUGGAUUUAAAUUCAGAUAUAAAAACUACAACCACAACAAUAACAACAACAUCAACAACAAUCAAUAUGAUUGAUAAAACUGGUCAUUUAAGUAAAUUCUCUAAAUCAAAAUGGAUUGAAUCAUUGCGUAAUUUACAUGAUCGUUUACAACGAUUAAAUAGAUAA
This is a messenger RNA of Schistosoma curassoni, 5295 nucleotides long. The record is from the annotation of a GenBank genome assembly. NCBI's taxonomy places the organism in Eukaryota, Metazoa, Platyhelminthes, Trematoda, Strigeidida, Schistosomatidae.